Drosophila grimshawi is the source of this 1037-nucleotide messenger RNA. RefSeq lists its product as uncharacterized. The transcript is spliced from 2 exons. NCBI's taxonomy places the organism in Eukaryota, Metazoa, Arthropoda, Insecta, Diptera, Drosophilidae. The coding region runs from base 1 to 1005 and encodes 334 amino acids. The record is from RefSeq and is a predicted model, not a curated record.
AUGGCAGCUGUUGAGCGCGAGUUGGAGCAGUUCCUGGAGCAGUGCCGUCGGCAGCAGUUCAAUGAGCAGGAAAUGCGCAACAUAUGCCAACCACUUGUCUGGCAUGUGCGCUUGAAGCAACUGCGUCGCUGGGCGCAGUGGCUCCUGCUGCCCGCUUUGCUGGCCUAUCUGCUGUGGAGCUACUGCGAUACUUGUGCUUGGACAGCCAGCGCUGUGGGUCGCCUGCUGUUGAUACAGCUGCUGCCCUAUUGGAACUGGACGCCCUACUACAAUGCCCAGUGUCUGAUUGAGCGUGGGGCAGAGGAGCAGCCGUCAAAGCCAAGUCUGGGCAGGCACGAGACGCUCUGGGAGAACUGUGUGCUGUGCGAGUCAUUGGAGAGCAUACCCACUGCCUCGAAUGUCAGCUACUCCAUGUUGGAGACACAGUAUUUGGAACGUGGUUUGCCCGUCAUCAUCACUGAUUGCCAGCUGCGUGUGGAUUUGGAUAGUUUACUGGUGCGCAUCCUGGAGAAGGCGCCCGAUCUGCUUGCAAGUGAACCCUGCGAUGUGUCCAGCAAUCUGCUGUUGAGGCAACUGUUCAACUUGGAUGCUGCACUGCAGAAGAUUCCCACAACAUCUGCUUGGCAUCUGCAGUUCCGCAACUGCGAGUCCAAAGCCGUGAAAGCAUCGCGUCUCUAUUCGGACCGACCCUACUAUUAUCCCAGACAUCUGGAGCCCUUCUACUCCAGCUGGCUGCUGAUGGCGCACAAUGUGGCGCGCCACCAGACGGAGAUCUUUGUGCGUGGCCUCAUCUUCGUGCAGCAGCUGAGCGGCCACUUUGAGUGGCGUCUUCAACCCAAGCAGCCCUGCGACGAAGCCAGCUGUCCUAAUCUCAGCCUGCGUCUGAAUGAAGGAGAGUGUUUGGUCUACUCCACAGAUCUGUGGCGCCUCAGCUAUGGCCUGCAGCAGCUGCAAGCGAGGCACGCUUCGAUUGCCACUCUACUGGAGGUCAACUGGCAGCUGUAACGAGUCCAUUAGAAUAAAAGAAAUAAAUAAUA